CCCAUCUUCCUGGCACAGCACAUUCCCCUCGGUACUCAUCAGCAGCCGCCUGGCACCCCUCUCCGAUACUCCGCGCUCUCGCAUUCUCCCCACACCGCGCCCGCCGCACCAUGGCGCCCGCUGCUGCGUCCGUCGCCCCGGAGGCGCCGCGCGCCAUCGAGACGCACCACGAGGACAUGAUUCACGACGCCCAGCUGGACUACUACGGCCGCCGCCUGGCGACGUGCUCGAGCGACCGCUCCGUCAAGGUCUUUGACGUCGUGGAUGGCAGUGCGGCAGGGCAGGGCGAGACGCUGCGCGGCCACGAGGGCCCGGUGUGGCAGGUGGCCUGGGCACAUCCCAAGUUCGGCCCGAUCCUCGCCUCGGCCUCGUACGACGGCAAGGUGAUCAUCUGGAAGAACGACGGCGGCGCCAGCUCGGCCGGGGCCGCCUACGGCGCGCAGAGCUACGGCCAGCCUGCCAGCACGGGCGGCUGGAGCAAGAUCAAGGAGCACGCCAUGCACAGCGCCAGCGUCAACUCCAUCUCAUGGGCACCGCACGAGCUCGGCGCCAUCCUCGCCUGCGCCUCGUCGGACGGCAAUGUGUCUGUGCUCACGUUCAACGACGACGGCACAUGGACGGUGGACAUGGUCUCGGCACACCCGCUGGGCGUCAACGCCGUGUCGUGGGCGCCGGCGACGGUGCCCGGCUCGCUCAUCUCUGGCCAACAACCCGCGGCGCAGGGCGCGCCGGCACCAGAGGCACAGAAGGUGCGGCGGUUCGCCAGCGGCGGCUGCGACAAUGCCGUCAAGAUCUGGGAGUUCAACGCCGAGGCGUCGCGCUGGCUCGAGAUCGACUCGCUCGCCGGCCACAGCGACUGGGUGCGCGACGUGGCGUACGCGCCCAACAUCGGCCUGCCGCGCUCGUACCUUGCCACGUGCUCGCAGGACCGCACCGUGCUCGUGUGGACGCAGGACGCGCCCGGCUCGCCGUGGAGCAAGACGCCGCUGACGCCCGAGCCGUUUGCGGGCGCCGUGUGGCGCGUCAGCUGGUCCGUCAGCGGCCAGGUGCUCGCCGUCAGCGCCGAGGACGGCCUUGUGCGUCUGUACAAGGAGAGCCUCAAGGGCAAGUGGGAGGAGGUCAGCGUGCUCGAGUCGUAGCCGCUGCUGGCAUGUGCUGUGGCCGCGCCGACUGGCCGGCGCGAGACGACGACUGCGAAUGCACGCUGUAUGACUUUCUCGUG
Messenger RNA from Tilletiopsis washingtonensis, 1222 nucleotides. Its product is annotated as WD40 repeat-like protein. Gene Ontology annotation, cellular component: COPII vesicle coat; nuclear pore outer ring. Gene Ontology annotation, molecular function: structural molecule activity; protein binding. Gene Ontology annotation, biological process: positive regulation of TOR signaling; COPII-coated vesicle budding; protein import into nucleus. The record is from RefSeq and is a predicted model, not a curated record. The transcript has 6 exons. NCBI's taxonomy places the organism in Eukaryota, Fungi, Basidiomycota, Exobasidiomycetes, Entylomatales. Bases 111 to 1139 code for a protein of 342 amino acids.